AUGUUGGAGUCCGAGAAACUAGAAUGGCUACGAAAAAACCAACCUAAGCUUCGGGUUUCAAAGUACAACUCUUUAGAGAAAGAGGGCGAUCAUAGUCAACUUCCAGGUGUAAGCAUAGGUAAGCGAGUUGUUUUGCCUUCGUCCUUUGUCGGUGGUCGUAGGUUUAUGGAUCAAUUAUACUAUGAUGGGAUGGCUAUAUGCAGUAAAGUUGGGUUUCCUGAUUUGUUUAUUACUUUUACCUGUAACCCAAAUUGGCCUGAGAUUCAAAGAGUGCUUGGACCUCUACAUCUGAAACCUCAAGAUCGACCCGAUGUCAUUUCCAGAAUUUUCAAAAUCAAGUUUGACCAAUUGCUUUCGGAUCUAACCAAAAAGGGUGUUCUUGGCAAAGUGCUUGCUUAUAUGUACACCAUUGAGUUCCAAAAGAGAGGAUUGCCUCAUGCCCAUAUAUUGAUCUUUUUGCAUCCUUCAAACAAAUAUCCAGGACCCGAAGACAUUGACAAGAUCAUAAGUGCUGAAGUGCCCGAUCCGGAAACACACCCUCGGUUGUACAAUUUGGUCAAAGCUCACAUGGUUCAUGGACCUUGUGGUUUGAAGUUUCAGUCUACCACUAUAGUGGACCAAGAAGGCUAUCCGGUUUAUAGGAGAAGAAACAACGGACAAACAAUUGAAAAAAACGGCAUCAAUUUUCAUAGUGGUCAUGUAGUUCCUCACAAUCCAAGUUUGUUGUUGAAAUACCAAGCCCACAUCAACAUGGAAUGGUGCAACCAAAGUACUUCUAUAAAAUACCUUUUCAAAUAUAUAAACAAAGGUUCGGAUCACAUUUCUGCAAUCAUACAAGCAUGUUGGAGGAUCUUCUCUUAUUCUAUACAUGGCAGGAAGCCAGCCGUGGAGAGAUUGUUUUUUCAUAUGGAAGGUGAAAACUCCGUGUACUACAAAGACAACGAGCAAGUUGGUGAUGUUUUACUAAAACCAAGUGUAACCGAGUCUAUGUUUACAUCAUGGUUCGAGGCAAACAAAACUUAUGAAGAAGCAAGAUCACUAACUUAUGGUGACUUUGUUUCUAAAUUUGUUUAUCAUAAGAGGAGCCGGAGUUGGAAACCAAGGAAACGAGGGUAUACAAUUGGUCGACUCAUUUGGGUUCCUCAAAGCACUGGUGAAUUGUUUUAUUUAAGGAUGAUGCUCACCGUAACAAAAGGUCCUUUGUGCUAUCAAGACAUCAAGAAAGUUGAUGGUAAACAACUUAAAACUUUUCGUGAUGCAUGCUUUGCAAUGGGAUUUCUACAAGAUGAUCGAGAAUUUAUCGAGGCAAUCAAGCACAUCUAUGGGGUUCGGGUCUAUUUUUACGCAAGUCUUACAAUGAGCGAUGCCGAGCUAAAAGACCGGACUCUAAUGGCAAUUGAAACACUCUUACAAAAUAAUAAUCGAAGCCAGAAAGAUUUCAAGACAAUGCCAUAUCCAAAAGAUUAUGUUCUCUCCUUUACAGGAAAUAGACUACUCUAUGAUGAACGUCAAUAUGAUGUUGUUGCUCAAAACACAAAUUUAUGA
Vicia villosa (hairy vetch) is the source of this 1545-nucleotide messenger RNA. RefSeq lists its product as uncharacterized. The coding region runs from base 1 to 1545 and encodes 514 amino acids. Lineage: Eukaryota; Viridiplantae; Streptophyta; Magnoliopsida; Fabales; Fabaceae. The record is from RefSeq and is a predicted model, not a curated record. The transcript is spliced from 5 exons.